CGCUUCACGAUAUCCCACGUUCAGACAGCCAAUAAGCAGGUAAAAUUAUAAAAGGCAAGCUUAAUUGGCACUCUCCUUCCACAUUAUUCUUACAGCUGAAUGAUUAUGAGAUUCGGAAAGGGAAAAAGAUUGGUGUUACCGUAUCUUAUAACAAUCACCGCUUGUUUGUGGGAAAUAUUCCAAAGAAUCGAGACCGAGAUGACUUGUUCGAAGAAUUUACAAAGCACGCACCUGGUCUGACCGAGGUGAUAAUCUACAGUUCUCCGGAUGAUAAGAAGAAAAAUAGAGGUUUUUGCUUCUUAGAAUAUGAAUCUCAUAAAGCUGCUUCCUUAGCCAAACGAAGAUUAAGUACCGGUCGCAUCAAAGUAUGGGGCUGUGAUAUCAUAGUUGAUUGGGCAGAUCCUCAAGAAGAACCUGACGAACAAACAAUGUCUAAAGUACGUGUCUUGUAUGUAAAAAACUUGACGCAAGAUUGUUCCGAAGAGAAACUAAAGGAAAGCUUCGAACAAUAUGGUAACAUCGAAAGAGUGAAAAAAAUUAAGGAUUACGCUUUUGUCCAUUUUGAAGAAAGAGAUAAUGCUGUUAAGGCAAUGAACGAAUUAAACGGAAAAGAAAUCGGAGGUUCUCACAUUGAAGUAUCCCUUGCAAAACCACCAUCUGAUAAAAAGAAGAAAGAAGAAAUGCUUCGUGCUAGAGAGCGAAGAAUGAUGCAAAUGUUUCAAGGUCGAAGCGGAGGUUCUCCAUCGCAUCCAAGUAUGAUGGGAGGACCAAUGCCAGUUCGCGGACCAGGACAAGGUCCUCGAGGUACUGGCGCAGGUAUGCGAGGACAAAUGGGACGAGGCGACUAUGGCUGGACGUGGCCGUGGAGUAGUGCCGCGUGGCCGAGUCGGUGGCCCCCAAGUCCGUGGGCCAGUCAGGGGGGGACGCAACCCCGCAACUUCAGGGGCUCGUGGGGUCCAGCGGCUGUCCGCUCGUGGGGGGGUAAACGAAAAUUUGACGGGGGUCACCAGAACCAGGGGGAAUCUAAGCGUCGCUUCCAGAGCAACUGGGGAAACCAACCCCUCGCCCAACAACCACUGGGCAAUGCGUACGGAUUGGCGAGUGUGAACGGUGGCAGUGGUGGUGGUGGCGGCGGUGACAUAGGAUUUGGAGGUAGGACCGCUACUCUCGGCGGCAUUUCCAGCGAUGAUCACGAAUGGUAUCAAGAUUCCUACCAGUCAUGGAGCUAACUUCUACAAGUCUGUGAGUGAAUACGCACGCACGCACCCAUCUAAGUACGCACGCAAGCACGCACGACGAGAGAAUUUUAACGGACGAGCAAAAUAAUGUGUACAACGUAAGAUGAAAGAAUAAUAAUAAAUUGGAGUUGCUGCAAUGGACGAAGAACGGGGCAAAUUGAAAGCAACGAAAGCAAAAGCUAAUUGCGGAAAAAAGAAAAGUAAAAAGAAGAAAAGGAACAGUUUGGAGAAACGUGGAAAAAGAUAAGAGGGGGAAAAAAAAAAAGAAUCAACCUAAAAGGGUGUAGAAAACCCACGUAUAAUGCUACUUACUCUAUAAAAUUUGGCAAUUGUAAAUGUUUUUAUACCUAUUUAAUCAUCAGAUGGACGAACGGACGAAAACGUGAAAAAAAGCGCGCGUGAAGCGUCGUACUGAACGUCACCACCAUCGCUAGCUCUCAUUGUGAUUGAUAUACAGUGACGUAUCACUGGGACUAAUUAUUUUUAAUUAAAAAAACCGGAGUGAC
Heterotrigona itama is the source of this 1744-nucleotide messenger RNA. NCBI's taxonomy places the organism in Eukaryota, Metazoa, Arthropoda, Insecta, Hymenoptera, Apidae. The record is from the annotation of a GenBank genome assembly.